Messenger RNA from Homarus americanus (American lobster), 945 nucleotides. RefSeq names its product zinc finger MYM-type protein 1-like. The coding region runs from base 1 to 945 and encodes 314 amino acids. NCBI's taxonomy places the organism in Eukaryota, Metazoa, Arthropoda, Malacostraca, Decapoda, Nephropidae. The transcript is spliced from 3 exons. The record is from RefSeq and is a predicted model, not a curated record.
AUGAGCUCUAAGAAUCCGGGAGUAUUUCGUGGAUUAGUUGAUUUUGCUUGUGAACUGGAUUCUAGCUUAGAUGCUCAUUUAAAGACCGCUACAGUUUUUAAAGGAACAUCUAAAUCAAUACAGAAUGAACUUUUAGAAUCUAUGUUGGAAAUUUGCAAAAAUAAGGUCAAGGAAGAAGUAAAGAAUGCAGAUUAUUUGGCAGUUAUGUGUGAUGAGACAACGGAUAUUUACGAUAAAACACAGAUGCUAUUUGCCCAAACUUAUGAUGGUGCAACUCCUCUAAGUGGAGUCAAUAAAGGUGUGCAAACCAGAAUAAAAGAAGUGUAUAUCAAUGCCCACUUUAUCCACUGUUAUGCCCACCAACUGAACUUGAUUUUGGGAAAGGCAACAUCACAGAAUACCAAUGUUCGUGUAUUUUUCAAUAGCUUGUCAGGAAUACCAGCAUUUUUUUCUAAGUCUCCACAAAGAAUGGCUGCAUUGGAGAAUGUUGCUGGUCAUCGAAUUCCAAGGCCAUCUGCAACACGUUGGAAUUUCAAGAGCAGAACAGUCAAUGCUGUGCAUGAAAUGAAAGAUGCACUGAUUGAAUGUUGCAGCACACUGGAAGCAUCUAACUCAAGAGAAACUGGAUCUGCAGCAGCUGGUAUCAAAAGAAUUGUGAAUGAUCCUGAAUUCGAAUUUUGGUUGGAAUUUUUCUCCAAAGUAAUGCCUCAUGUUGACAUCAUGUUCUCUCAGCUUCAGUCUAGAAAUAUUGAUGCAGCUAAGGCUAACUCCUCUUUAAAAGUUUUUAAUUCCGCAGUUCAGAAGUUAAGAGACGAAUGUGAUGCGAUGGUGUUGCUGUUGCCUCCUGAGCAGAAAAGAAGAAAAUUUAAAACAGACAAAUUAGCUGCUGCAAAGGAGAUGAAUCAUGAAGCAGAAGAUUCACUCAAUGUUCCAGAUGAAUCAUGA